This is a messenger RNA of Haliotis rufescens (red abalone), 1555 nucleotides long. RefSeq names its product betaine--homocysteine S-methyltransferase 1-like. The record is from RefSeq and is a predicted model, not a curated record. Gene Ontology annotation, molecular function: methyltransferase activity; zinc ion binding. NCBI's taxonomy places the organism in Eukaryota, Metazoa, Mollusca, Gastropoda, Lepetellida, Haliotidae. Bases 156 to 1220 code for a protein of 354 amino acids. The transcript is spliced from 7 exons.
UAAACAGUGCGGACAGGACAGAAAGCGCAGACACUGCAGAAAGCGUAGACAGGGCAGACAGCGCAGACACUGCAGAAAGCGUAGACAGGGCAGACAGCGCAGACACUGCAGAAAGCGUAGACAGGGCAGACAGCGCAGGGGUUGGUCGACGAAAUAUGACAACAGUAGUGAAAGGUUUGGUGGAGAGACUACGAGAUGGCGAGAACGUCAUCUGUGCGGAGGGAUACUUGUGGGAGCUGGAGAGAAGAGGUUUCCUCAGAUCCGGGCCCUUCACACCGGAAGUGGUUAUAGAUCAUCCUCAAGUAGUCCGACAUCUCCAUGAAGAAUUCGUCCAUGCCGGAAGUGACGUUGUGGAGGCCUUCACAUAUUUUGGGCACCGAGCAAAGCUGCGAAUGAUUGGAAGGGAAGAUGAACUGGAAACUUUAAAUUACACAGCACUGAAGAUCGCGCGAGAUGUUGCUGACAGAACGGGGACUCUGAUGGCAGGGAAUCUUUCCCACACAACAACCUAUGACCCAGGAAAUCCUGAAUCUAUUGAGGAAAGCAAGUCUAUAUUUAAAGAACAAGUAGAGUGGGCCGUGAAGGGGAGGGCGGACUACUUUAUUGCGGAGACAUUCAACUCGUGUAGUGAGGCCAGCCUCGCUCUAGAGGCCAUCCGGAAGUAUGGAAAAGGUCUACCUGCUGUGAUCACAAUGGCGGCGUAUGUGCCGGACAGAACCACAGACGACGUCCCCUUCCCCCAGGCAUUGAGGAGGCUAGAAGAGGAGGGGGCGGCAGUCGUGGGUCUGAACUGUGCUCGAGGUCCGGCCACCAUGUUGCCACUUCUGAGGCAGAUCCGACAGAGCUGUAAGGGCCCUAUAGCUGCACUACCUGUCACCUUCCGCACCACGCCCCAACAGAAGUGCUUCCAGUGCCUCACAGAUCCAGUGACAGGAGCCAAGGCGUACCCAGCAGAGUUAGCUCCCCUGCAGUGUACUCGGGCAGAGAUCCACCAGUUUGCUACAGAAGCGCGGGAGUUGGGCGUACAGUAUAUAGGUCUGUGUUGUGGCAGCGCCUCCUACUAUCUGAGGGAGGUCGCCAUUGCUUACGGCCGCAACCCACCAGCUGCCAAAUUUAAACCGGAUCUUUCUAUGAGUAUAGCAACAGGAGACGUCAUGUUAUUUGAAAGAGGAGAUAGAGCGAGGAAAGUGAGAUCCUUCAUGUUUGCUGAUAUUCAAUGAAGGAAACAUACAUGUGUGAGGCCCUUGGUUUUCACAUGUUUCUGUAUAAAAAAUUCAGUCUUUUUAUUGUUAUAGCGCAAACCCUUUCUAUACUUUUAUUUUAAACUUCAUUUAUCUAAAAUACCUAAUUGUUUCAAUCUAUUCCAAAGUGCACCGAAAUUCCGUCCCCUUUGUAUUCAGCAAACAUUCGGCACAUCUCCUCUAAUCAUAUGCCCCCUCUCGGGCAGGAUCCUCUCCCCAGCACUAUCUAUAAAUGUCAAUAAACACCUCCUCACGUCGCCGAAUCUUAUAUAUGUACAUGUAAAUGUUUCACUGACCUUGCCCCACGUUAUGUA